Messenger RNA from Eutrema salsugineum, 1561 nucleotides. RefSeq names its product gluconokinase. The transcript has 3 exons. Gene Ontology annotation, cellular component: cytoplasm. NCBI's taxonomy places the organism in Eukaryota, Viridiplantae, Streptophyta, Magnoliopsida, Brassicales, Brassicaceae. Gene Ontology annotation, molecular function: gluconokinase activity. The coding region runs from base 977 to 1468 and encodes 163 amino acids. The record is from RefSeq and is a predicted model, not a curated record.
ACAGAUCCAUCAUAUUCAUCUUUGGUUCUCCUUCUCCUUUUCUAUCUCUCUGCAAAAUUUUCGUCUUUCUUCUUCUCGCCCCAACCAAAAUUUUAUUUAUUAAAUUCUCAGGUUUUUACUUCAUUUUCAAUCCCAUCUUACCUCUUUCUGAUUUCUUUUUGUUUUCUCUAGUGUUAUCCUGAUUUUUUUUUUUUUGACUUUGAUCAAUCAAGCCACCAACUCGCCCAAUUAAAAAAAAAAAAAAAAAAAAAUUCACAGUAAGUCUUUGUGUCAUGUUUAAAUUUUCAUCACUUAACAAACGAUUUCGAUCUCAUUUACUUCUCAGAGAAUGCUGAAUUUCGCUUAGAAAAAGUUUCACUCUUUCUUCAAUUGCUGUGAGAAAUCAGGCAAUGUGAAACGUUGAUCCGUAGCAGUUUUGUUUCUUGAUUUCAGAUUUAGGGUUUUUGUGUCUCCAUCGUCUCUCAUAAAAACAUCAUAAGUUAUUAUUUAUUUUAUUUUUUUGGUAAAAACAUCAUAAGUUAUUGUUUGAGAUGAAGUCAAUAUAUAUAGACAUUGUUGAGAGUCAAAUAGGUUAAUCAUGCGAGUAAUCAUUAGCUUGCAUCAGGAAACAGAACAAUAAAAAUGGGAGUAAUCAUUAGCUUUUAUAAUCAUGCAUUGUAUUGCAAAUUGUUGAAAAUAAGAGAUAGUUUGAGCAAUUGAGAAUGCCAUCUAUAUUGUUCUGUGUUGAAGAAUUAUAAACUAAGAUUUAGAGCUAUGGAUACGUUUGUUUAUUUACUUGCACACAGAUUCUUUCUUCAAAAAGAUACAAAACCUCAGGCAUGUCGGCUAAAAAUGGCAUUAAGCUUUUCAACAUAUUUUUAUGGAACAAUUUUUUUGUCAAUGUUCUAAUCUGUUUUUUCUCACUCAUUCUUGUAUAUCAUAGUGACAGGCAAAGUCAUUGUAAUAAUGGGAGUAAGCGGAGCAGGAAAAUCGUAAGAUGUUGGGAAAAGCUCUAGAUUGUGAUUUUCUUGAUGCAGAUGAUUUUCACUCUCUAUCAAACAGAGAUAAGAUGAGCCAAGGCAUUGCUCUUUCAGAUGAAGACCGGAAGCCAUGGCUUGAAACAUUACAGGGGAGUUUGCGAAAACGUUUACUCAAUGGAGAAACCGUUGUUCUCGCUUGUUCUUCAUUGAGAAAACAGUAUAGAGAAAUCUUGAGAGGCUCUGAUCCUGAUUACAAACCUGGAAGCUAUUCGAGCUGCAAAGUGAAGUUUGUGUUGUUGGAAGGUAAUGCAGAGGUGAUCGCUGCUCGGUUACAGAAGAGAGCUUCUGAGGGAGAACACUUCAUGCCUCUCACUCUUCUUCAGUCUCAGUUUGAUCUGCUUCAAGCUGAUGAUGACUGUGAAAUGAUAUUCAAAGUCAGUGUGGUUCUAAGCCCUGAGGUUAUAGUUAAGUCAAUUCUUGAAAUGGUAACAAAUUCUUUGAACCCUUGAGAAGACAUAUGAAAUUCUCAGCACAUUUGUAUUAUUGUAUUACUUCUAUUCUACAUUGACUAUAUAUAAUAAGCAAAACUUACUUUCCGAGUA